Dunckerocampus dactyliophorus (ringed pipefish) is the source of this 2556-nucleotide messenger RNA. It is a transcript of the gene slc38a12, whose product is annotated as transmembrane protein 104. NCBI's taxonomy places the organism in Eukaryota, Metazoa, Chordata, Actinopteri, Syngnathiformes, Syngnathidae. The transcript is spliced from 10 exons. Bases 287 to 1768 code for a protein of 493 amino acids. The record is from RefSeq and is a predicted model, not a curated record.
GGUGACCGCGGUAGCGUGCCGUUGACGCGCCUCCAUGCUAGCCAAUGAGGAAGUGCUAGUUUGCCUCAAGUUUUCACCGUAGUUUGACUAACGUGACGCCUUGUUCUAAAUAAACUUCUAAUGUUACAAAGAGGCAAGGUUCUGCGUUCGGGUGCAGCUCGCUGGCCAGCUUGGGUGAACUGGAUCCAGUUCACAGCUCGGCGCAUCCUGCUAGCUUAGCGGCUACAGCUAGCAAGGCGCACGGCAGAGAAGUGAAGCGGCCAGGUGAGGACAAGUAUCAUCAGCCAUGGCGGGUGGAAUCACAGAGACAGGGGAGCCCUACUCUCCAUUUGUGGGGCUGGUGUACAUGUUCAACCUGAUAGUGGGAACAGGAGCGCUCACCAUGCCCAAAGCCUUUGCCACAGCCGGCUGGGUGGUCAGCUUGUCGCUCAUCUCCUUCCUGGGAUUCAUGAGCUACAUGACCACCACCUUCGUGAUCGAGGCCAUGGCGGCAGCGAAUGCUCAGCUGCGCUGGAAGAGGAGGGAGCAGGACGAGAUCAAUGACAACGACUCCACCUCCGACUACUCUGAUGAUGACAUCACAGCAAGGGGGCUGUCCGAACCGGAGACAAAGCCCAUCCUGUCUGUUCAGCGGUUGGGAGGUCACGUGGACCAUUUUGACAUAGCUGAGCGCGUGGAGAUGGGUCAGAUGGCCUCCAUGUUCUUCAACAAAGUCGGCGUCAACAUGUUCUACAUCUGCAUCAUCGUCUACUUGUACGGAGACCUGGCCAUCUACGCCGCAGCUGUGCCCAUCUCCCUGAUGGAGGUGGCCUGUGGAAACCACUCGUGCAGCGCUGGAGGUGUGAAGUACAACGACACAGAUCCAUGCUGGGGCUCCGUCAGCAGGAAAGACGCCUACAGGGUGUUUCUGAGCGUCUUCACUGUUCUGUUGGGACCGUUCACCUUCUUCAAUGCUCAGAAGACCAAAUAUCUUCAGAUCCUCACCUCACUCAUGCGAUGGAUUGCAUUCACCAUGAUGAUCAUCUUGGCGCUGAUCCGCAUCGGCAAAGGCGCCGGCGAGGGACGACCGCCCGUCGCCUCCCUCUCGGGCGUGCCCAACCUGUUUGGCGUGUGCGUGUACUCCUUCAUGUGCCAGCACUCGCUGCCCUCGCUGAUCACACCGAUCUCGGACAAGAAGCGUGUGGGCGUGCUGGUGCUGGCUGACUACGUGCUCAUCCUGGGCUUCUACGUGCUGCUGUCCUUCACCGCCAUCUUCUGCUUCGACAGCUCACUGCUGCACGACAUGUACACGCUCAACUUCACUGACAACUGCAACGUGCUGGACGUUCCUUUCCUGCGCUACUUCCUGGGCCUCUUCCCCGUCUUCACCAUCAGCACCAACUUCCCCAUCAUCGCCGUCACGCUGCGAAACAACUGGAAGACGCUGUUCCACCGUGACGGCGGCACCUACCCGUGGGUGGUGGACCGCGUGGUCUUCCCGCUCAUCACCCUGGUGCCCCCCAUCGUGGUGGCCUUCUGCACCCACAACCUGGAGUCCCUGGUGGGCAUCACAGGAGCCUACGCCGGCACGGGCAUCCAGUACAUUGUGCCGGCGCUCCUGGUUUACUACGCCCGGCGCCACGUGGAGCCCGUCAUGGGCCGCGACGCCAUCAACAAGCACGGCUCGCCCUUCCGCCACGCCGUGUGGGUGUGGUUCGUGGUGCUGUGGGCCACCUUCUGCCUCAUGUUUGUCACGGCCAACAUCAUCCUGACCGACGCCAAGAAAUGAGAAUGGACAUCCCCCAGGGGGCACAGCGUGCCUUGUAAGGGACGGAAAGACUCCGCCUUUAUCCACAAGCGAGCAAGCAUGGAGUGAAAUCGUUUUUAAAAGCUGCUGCAAUGAAGGGAAGUCUUGAACACGUUUAAAGACGUCAAACCUGGAAAGUUCUAAACUUGAAAGUGACCACAGCUUCUCCCAGGAUGCAGGAAGUCGCACCGUCAUGUUUGUGCUCUUGUCUGCAGGAUCGUUGCACCUUACCUUUUAUUUCUUUAAGCCCAAAUCCCACAAAGAAGCCACAGGUUUGUGACCGCCUUUAUUCCACCUGUGUUCCACCUUUAUUCCACUCGAUUCUUUACUGACUUUUUUUCCCCUCCUGUCAAUAUCAGGGAAGGAGAACGAUUGACAUCUUUUAUUUAAUGAAAGUUUACAAUGACGUAACCCAGCAACCAGCCCGGCCGUGGUUGCCCUGGCAACAGUUGACCUGCCGAAAGAUACUUUGUUCGUUGAAGACGUCAGGACUGAAGACGUCCAAACAAUGCGUUCAAUGAAGAAGAAGACUCUGAUUGGACGUUUCUAAACGUGCCUUUUGAUCGGAUCGUUAUGUUUUCAUCAAGCUGACAAUCCCGACCAAUCAUCGCCCUUCUUUGUAUCAUGUGACUUGAUCCUUUUACUCAAAGCUUUGCUGCUUUAAUUGAUGUUUUUUUUUAAUGAAAGUUCCCCAAAAAAAGUUUAUUAAAGUGAAUAUUCAGCUCAAACUUUGUUAUUCUUGUUUGUUUUUUGUUACCAUGGCAACACGU